AUGGUUAAAGAUACUAAACUUUACGAUUUGCUUGGUGUCCAACCUUCAGCAAACGAAACUGAACUGAAAAAAGGAUACCGCAAAGCAGCGCUGAAAUACCACCCAGAUAAGCCCACGGGUGAUGCCGAGAAAUUCAAGGAAAUCUCAGAAGCGUUCGAGAUUUUGAACGACGCUCAAAAACGAGAAGUUUACGAUACAUAUGGUUUGGAGGCCGCUAGAAACGGAGGACCAGCGUUUGGUGGAGCAGGUGCUGCUGGCGGCGCUGGUGGGCAUCCCGGUGCUGGAUUUGGAGGAGCACAUGCAUUUUCCAACGAAGACGCCUUCAAUAUUUUCUCUCAAUUCUUUGGCGGCGGCGGCGGCGGUGGUGCUUCACCAUUCGGCAGUGCUUUCGGUGGCGCUGAAGACUCUUUCGGUGGCUUCAGCAGUGGUGGAGGCUUCCCUGGCGGCGGCCAUGGCGGGUUCUCAUCUGGCGGGUUCCCUGGUGGAACUAGCUUCCGUUCCGGCAGCGGAAUGCCCGGUGGAUUUCAGUCCGGAGCUUCCUCACCACCUCCUGAAGAAAAAACCGUGCAAGUCAAUCUGCCGGUCAAUCUAGAGGAUCUGUUUCACGGAAAGAAGAAGUCAUUUAAAAUAACCCGCAAGGGACCCGGAGGCACUUCAGAGAAACAACAGGUAGACAUCCAGCUCAAACCGGGCUGGAAGGCUGGAACCAAGAUCACCUACAAAAAUGAAGGUGAUUACAACCCACAAACCGGACGUAGGCAAACGCUGCAGUUCAUUAUUCAGGAAAAGCCUAAUGAAAGAUACUCAAGGGAUGGAAACGAUCUAAUAUACUCUCUUCCAUUGAGUUUCAAAGAGUCUCUUCUUGGAUUCAAUAAAACCAUACAAACCAUUGACGGGAGGACACUCCCUAUCUCCCGAGUGCAACCCGUUCAACCGGCGGAUGUGUCGAAAUACCCGGGCCAGGGUAUGCCUAUAGCCAAAACACCAUCACAGCGGGGUGAUUUGAUAGUCAAGUACAAAAUUGAUUACCCUGUAUCAUUGAGCGCCGCUCAAAGAAGUGUGAUCAUGGAAAACUUUUGA
Messenger RNA from Lachancea sp. 'fantastica', 1080 nucleotides. The record is from the annotation of a GenBank genome assembly. Lineage: Eukaryota; Fungi; Ascomycota; Saccharomycetes; Saccharomycetales; Saccharomycetaceae.